Carassius auratus (goldfish) is the source of this 2872-nucleotide messenger RNA. RefSeq lists its product as uncharacterized. The coding region runs from base 19 to 2262 and encodes 747 amino acids. Lineage: Eukaryota; Metazoa; Chordata; Actinopteri; Cypriniformes; Cyprinidae. The record is from RefSeq and is a predicted model, not a curated record. The transcript has 15 exons. Gene Ontology annotation, molecular function: ubiquitin-protein transferase activity.
ACAGGUUCGAAAGUCAACAUGGCAGAGCGCAGGCCCGCGGGUGGAUUCCAGCAGAGAGAGAACCAAGAUGUUACUGCAGCAGCACAAAAUUUAAUUAACAUUCUGACCCAAAGCCUGGGUCAGAUACAGCCAGGUCAGGGUCAGCAGCAGCCUUCUCCUGCUUUUAAUCAACCAGCUCAGGGUCAGCAGCAGCAACAGCCUUCACCUGCUGUUUGUUCAUCAAGAAUAGAUCAAGAUAUGACCAGAGCAUUUCCUGGAAUGUUUAAGAAGAAGAAGAAAACUGCAAACACACCAAUACAAUCUAAAGCAACAGCAUGGAAGCCAUUUACAAUUAAUAUUUGUCUUUUAAACAAAAUCACUGAAACCUCACCCUCUCCUUCCGAUGAACUGGAGUUACUCCAGGCAGGACUGGGAAAACGUACCAUCACAGUUUCGUCGAACAUGAACCAUUCUGAAUUAUGCAAGCUACUUGAAGCUGAAUUUCCCAAAAUGAGAUCACUCGCUGGAGGGUGGCUGCUAUAUAAGGCACCAGGUGGCAGUGGAAGGAGAAGACUUACUGUUGUCCCUCCAGACUCAGAGGGCUACACUGGCAGCCUUAUCAAAAUGGCAACAACCAGUGGAAAAACAGCACUCUACAUGGUCCCUCUUCAAGAUGAGUUGUGUCUUGAUCCACUUCCAUUCUCAGCAGAGGAGUUUGUCAAGAUGCCAAAGGUGGAGUGUCGGACAUGUCAAACAACCAUGCCAUUACCAGUUUUAUACAUGCAUGUCAAGUCCUGUGGUGGCACACAAUCAGCUGAUGAUAAUGAGAUUACUGGUGCUGAUAAUGAUGAUGAUGAUGAAGUAAAAAUUGUUGCUGUGACAGCCAGUACUGAGACCACUGCCACCCCAAACCCUACUUUUAGCCCUACGCCCACCACUCCUCUGCAAACCUGUUCUCCUGCACCCACCACAAGUUAUGAGGAAGAAGGACAGUGUCCCAUAUGUUUAGAAAUAUUUACUCAAAGACAGUUGCUCAUCCAUGCAAGUAUAUGUGGCGAUAGUGUAUUACAGUCAUUUGAUGGGAGUAGUCCAACAUCUGGCUCACCUGAACACCACAACCAAAGCCCAGACAUCCAGUGUCCAGAUGAUGUACUGAAGUUGUUGGCAAGUAGGGUGGAUAACAGCAAAGAUUUCAAGAUCUGUGUGUCUCGCACAGACUUCUUUCAAAGAGCAAUGGUACAGUGGCAGCGGCAAAAGAAGGGGACCCCUGGCAACACUUUGCGUGUAACAUUUUUGGGGGAAGCAGGUGUUGAUUCAGGUGCCAUUAGAAAGGAAUUUCUUACAGAUUUGAUUGGUGAGAUUGAGAAACGCCUCUUUGAGCAUCAAGGACACCAGAGUGGAAAGAGCCCCAUCUACUCCUUAAGUGAUCUGGAAAAGGGAUAUUUCAGGACUGCAGGAGAAGUUUUUACAGUUAGCCUUGCUCAGGGUGGACCAGCCCCCCGUUUCUUGAGACAGUGGUGCUUUGAUUAUCUCUCAGCAGGAGAUCUGGAUGAAGCGAAUCUCACUAAAGAUGAUGUGGAUGAUGCUGAACUUUUUGAAUUGAUUCAAAAGGUGGAAGAAGAGACUGAUCUUUCUGCUUGGACCAAUGAUAUCAUUAGUUGUGGUUAUACUGGUCUGAUUAAACCAGACAACAAAGAGGCUAUAAUAAGAUCUAUUGUACUGCAUGCAACCCUGCGUUUGAUCCCUUUGCUGAAGCAACUCAGAAAAGGUCUUCAAGUGUACAAUUUUGUGGACAUCCUGCAAGACCAUUGUGGAUUGUGUCAACAUUUCUUCGUCCCCACUGCAGUUGACGAUGACAAUGAGGCUGAUGCUGAUUUUAUAAUGCAGAAGAUUCUGCCUAAGCUAUCAGAGAAGGGAACAAUGCGAGAAGCACGUGAAAUGGCUAUUGUCAAUUUCCUUCAGGAUUUCCUUCAGGAAAUUGAAAGUGCUGAUGAUAUCCCUGACGGAGACACCCUGCCCUUAACUGUCCCCCGUGUAAUGCAAUGGCUUACUGGCCAGGGACACAAGCCACUUCUCAUGUCAGAGCGUCAAGAAUUCAAAAUUGCUUUGCAUUUUGAUCAUGAUUGUCAUCAGAGGAUGCCUGCACACCGAAUCUGCUACCCAGUUGUAAGUGCCUGUGCCAGAAAAAUUACUUUUCCUGUAGCACACAUGGACAACUACAGUUCAUUCAAGGAAGUCAUGCUUCAGGCUAUCAACUCUGAUUUUGGAUUUAACAGAGUGUAAAUUUGAGAGUAGCAUAAAAUGCUGUAUUAAAUGUAGUUGCAUUGCUCCAUGUUCAGGGCAUAGAAUACUGCUAUAUGGUAUUACAUGUUCUUAUUGUAAUUCUAACACCAGAAAAUAACAGGCAAAGUGUUUUUUGUUAAUCAAAUUUCAUUUGUUUACUUUUUAUUCUGAUUCCAUAGAAAAUACAUGCUCUGUAUAUACAGUGAUUUUAGAAUCUUGCAAUUAAUAGUUAAAUAUUACUGUUAAUACUUUUGUUUACUGUAGGAAGAAAACCUUCAAAACAAUAUUUUUAGUUUAUCAAAAGUUUCAUUUUGUACUAUAUCUAGUUUUGUUCUGAAUAUGUUGGGAAUACAUUGUAAACAUUUCACUCAUUUAAGAAUGAAGGAUCACAAAAUGUAAUGCUGCUAAAUAUUUGUCCCUGCCAAAGUUUUGAGAUUGUGAGGCUGGGUCAACAACAGCUUGCAGCUGGGCAUUCAGUUCCUCAGUUAAUGUGUAAUCUACUGGAGGAACUACAAUUCCUAUAGAUGGCUGGUCAGGGAUUCUGGUCAUGUCCCAGUCAGAGUCUUCAUCUUGAGAAUUCUGUGAAAAAUAAAAAGUUACAGUUUAUGGA